AUGUCUGCAGAGAAAUCGACAGGUGAGGAGACUGUGGGAUUUCCACAACUUCAGGACGGCGGAGGAUUUGAACUUCUUCAAUGCCAAUCUAAUUUCCGACAGCUGACAAUGAUCAAGUGUCAGUGCUCAACUGACUCCGAUACAGGAGAUGCAGAUCUCCAUGACAAUGGAAAUACUGUGUUAUUGCAAAGGCAAGAUCAAAACCCAAGUGGUAACAGCACCAACGUUGUCAACAACGAUGAGCUGCAGAUCAACGAGACAGCUGGUGAACCACUUGUAACAUCUGUUCCUGAAACUAAUAACAAUCCACCUCAGGUAGAUUUAACAGAGACGGAUGAUGUGACAGUUGUUGACCAGGUUGACCUUGAGCCUGGAGCAGCAACUGAGAUUUCUGAUCAAUUGCCGGAAGCUGAAGAUAUCAACAGCAUUGUGAAUGGUAUUGUACGUCAUUGUGAAGAAAAUCAAAUUUCCAGUACUAAAGAGGUUGUGCGUUUGAUACAAUCUAAAGUCGUACAAGGGAGAAGUCUGGAAAUUGAAAAUGAGGAUGUGUGUCCAGAAGGAGAAACCAAUUACAUCUCAGUUGAUCGUCUUAGCAUUUUGGAGACUGGAAUGGAAGAAAUUGCUGGAUUAGAAAACCUGUUUUUCACUUUAGAGGUUCAAUUUUAUGGGGAGGUAGCACGGGAUUACGGAGGUCCACGGAAAGAAUUCUUCCGUCUAAUGUUAUUAGAGAUCAAGGAAAAGCGUCAUCUUUUAGCAGAUGAAUAUAUCUGUGUUGGGACAAUAAUGGGUCUCAGUAUACUACAAAAUGGCAAACUGCCUCAGUUUUUAACAGAUGACUUAUUAACUGAAAUGUUUGAGUCAGAUGUGAAGGCUAAUGCCGUACAACAUUUGAUUAAGGGACUGGAAAAACUUGGCAUAUUCCAGCUAUGUCAGCAAAUUCCAUCAUUACGAGAGAUUUUUGAGCCAAAUCCAUUGGCCAUUCUUACGUUACGAAAGAUCCAUACGUUACUAGUGCCACAAUUUAGUCCAACUGGAUCAAAUAAGAGAAGAUAUGAAGCUUCUGUUUAUUCACUCUUGUGCAAAUAUAUGCGAGAGGUUGCUGCCGGGAGAAGAGGUGACGUAACGUUAGGUUGGAUUCUCCAGUUUGCAACAUCAUGUGAUGAAGAGCCCUUGCUAGGAUUCAAAAUAGCUCCAUCAAUUCGCUUUGCAGAAGUGAUGAUCGUUCUUGCCCACAGCCAACACUUGCAUCAAUUGUAUGACAUUACCAUAUGCUUCCCACACAUCUAAGCUGUUUUAUUGCUGAAGCUGCUGAAGAUGUUUUAUUUGGCCUUUAUGAUGAGGCAUUUUUUAGCAAGCACUUUGGCAAUGUUUAGACUUUGGAAAAACAUUUUUUGGUGAUAAAAUUGUGUUGCAUUAAGUAACACUGUGUUUAGAACAAUAAGAACAUAAUGUAACCCAGUUAAAGCUUAUACUUUACAUUAAGUUGAUAGAUCUAUGUUCUAAAUAGAUGUGAACAUGAUUGCAUUAAGACAGACCAUUAGAAAAGUGAUGAGGGGUAGGGCAAAAGCAAAAGAUGACCCACAGGAAAUACAAGAAAA
This is a messenger RNA of Dendronephthya gigantea, 1598 nucleotides long. RefSeq lists its product as uncharacterized. The record is from RefSeq and is a predicted model, not a curated record. Gene Ontology annotation, molecular function: ubiquitin-protein transferase activity. The transcript has 6 exons. Bases 1 to 1287 code for a protein of 428 amino acids. Lineage: Eukaryota; Metazoa; Cnidaria; Anthozoa; Malacalcyonacea; Nephtheidae.